AUGGAGGAGGGGAGGGGAGGCGGGGACGUGGAAGAGGAGGGGGAGAGGCUAGGAGAUGAGAGGGUGGCAGACGGAGCAUUGGAAGGGACCGAGAUUGCAGGAGAGGGAGGUUCAGGCGGAGGUGAAGCAGGAGAGUGUGCUGCAGAUGAAGCGAGCGCGGAUGGGGAGUGUGGCGCGAAGGAGGAGAAUUCUGGGCCGACUCAAGAGUCGCCUGGUGCUGCGUGUACGGAUGGGGGGUGUGGGAGUGGGACGGAGGAGGAGAAGGGCGAGGGGGUGGAGCGUGAGGAGGGGGAGGAAAGAGGCGGUGGAGAGGAGAUAGCAGCCGAGGCGGGGAGUGGGGAGAAGGAGAGGGAGAACGUGGAGGAGAGAGAAGGAGAGGAGCGGGGAAGAGAAGUGAGUGAAAAUUUGGAGAGGGGUGUCGAAAGGGAGAGGGAGGAGGAAGGGGAACGGCAGCAGGAAGGAGAAAAGGAGCAGGAAGGAGUGCCGGAAAAGGAACAGCAAGGGGAGGGGGAAGGGGAGAAUGGAGAGGAGCAGGAGAGGGUGGAGGAUGAUAGGCAGGAUGUGAGUGGGUCAGGAAAACCACCAGUUGAAACGAGUCGAUUGACAGAUGCUGCCUCGUGCUCUCCCUCUGCUCCUUCUCUCCCGGAGACCGCGGCAGAUGCCUCUCCGACUCCUGCUGUUGCCUCCGCUCCUGUGGCUAUAGCUGCUGGGAGUGCUGCGGCGAUUCCCGCAGCGAGUGCGGAUACAGAGGGGAUUCGUGGCAUUGCAGAUGGGUACGGUGCAGUGGGUGGCGGCAGGGAGUGCACCCCGCUGGUGGCAGAGGCAAGUGAGGAGCAGCAAUCUCACACAUUGCCAGCGAACACGCUGCACACACAGUCACAGACAGAGACAUGCGAGCAAGCGGCAGGCUGCCUUGUCCCCACCGCCCCAGAGUCGCCUUCCCUCCUCCCAGCCUCACCAGCAGCUGCUGCCGCCUCUCCUCUCCCUACUACAGCCUCUCUCUCCUCAGCCACCCCUCCCUCCGCCACACCUCCUCACCCCUCUUCUUCUCCUCUCCCCGCUUUUCCAUACUCCCUUGCUCCUGCAACCCUCCCCUCUGAGAAUUCCUCUCCCCAGCCAACCCCCGCCCCUUCAGAGGCGUCCCCCCAGCCAGUCCUUUCCCCCGCUGCAAGCACAGCACCUGGCACCCCAGCCGCCCCUGCACUGCCAGAAUCAUCAUCAUCAGCAGCAACAGCUGAUUCCCCCCAUGGGGUUCCAGACGCAGAGAAGGGCAUUCUUGGCAAAGGCUACGGACCCCCUCUCACCCUGCCCAUGCCCAUACCUCUGCCCAUGCCUAUGCCUCUGCCUGUGCCUCUGCCCGUUCCCCCUGGUGUUAGCGCCAUGCAGUGCGCGCCUGGGGGCUGGGCUGGUGUUGCUGCUGAUGCUGCAUGGCAUGCCAUGCCUGCUGGCAUGCCCGCGCACGGAGGGGGUCCAAUGGCCGUGCCGGGAGGGGUGCCCAUGCCUAUGCCUCCUGUGCAUGGGGAAAUGUACAUGCCCAUGCAUGCCGCUUGUGCUGCAGGCGUGGGCGCAGGCAUGGGCGCAGGCAUGGGAACAGGUAUGGAGAUGGGUAUUGGGAUUGGUAGGGAACCGUGCAUGGGUAUGGGCAUGGGCACAGACAUUGGGUCAGGUAUGGGUAUGGAAGCAGGGUCGUCUGGUUGGGGCAGGGAUGUGAGGGCAUGGCAGGGGCAGGGGGCAAUGGAGGCCACUGGCUAUGUAGCUGAGAAGGAGUGGGGGAUGAGUGGAGAGGCGGGCAGAGCGGAGAGUGUGGGUAUGGGGAAGGGAGGGGAGGAGGAAGGAGAUGGAUGGGUGGGGUCGACGAUGGUGGGUGCUGAGGGUGGGACAGGUUGUGGUGUGGUUGGGAAAGGAGGCAGAGGAGGAGGAGGCGGAGGAGGUGGGGGAGUAGGAGCAGAGGGAGGAGGUAACAGUGGUAAGAGAGGAGGGAGAGGAUCAGGAGGAGCAGGGUCAGCCACGUGUGCAGCACCUGUCCACGUGUACUCCUUUGAGCAGCUCAAGCAGAUUGGGCUGCAAUCCGUCCAGUACCAGCGUGACACGUGGCGCACCAUGAAUGGCAGCACGCAGCUGGCUGUGGAGGAGCUCAUGAGGGACGUGAGGCUAGUGUUGGUAGUGCUGGCUGGCAAGCUGGUUCGUUUUGACACGUCUCAACUCAAAACAGACUUCUCCAUUCCACACCCCCGGGAUGACCUCGAGUACCUGCGCCGCGUCAGGUGGGAGCGGGAGCGACUUUUGAGGCGACUCCAAAGUCAACUCUUUCCUCGCCUCCUCUCGAAUCCCUUCCCCUCUUCUCUGGUCCGCCCUGUGCAGGUGGGAGCGGGAGCGUGUGAGUGUUGCAUGUGCCUGCCUGUCCCCGCCCUGUUGCUGCCGUCCCAUGAGUGGCGGCAGCACAUGCAAGCUGCAUUCGGGUACCUGCUGCGCCAGUGGCGGCAGUACGUGCAAGCUGCCUUUGGAUACCUGCGCCAGGUGGGUGCCUUUCUGCUGCGCCAGCUAGAUGUUUCCCUGCCGCCCGAGGUGGGUGCUGCUGUGCAUGGCAUGGUGCCAGGUGGGUGGGUGCUGUUGUGCAUGGCAUGGUGCCAGAGCCUUGAAGGCGUUGACGAAUCACGAGUCGCCACGUGUCACGGCAUGCCCAUCCCAUCCCACCGCGACCUGCACGCGUGGCACUCCUACUGCUUCGGCCGUGCACUGCCUUGUGAAAAAGGGGAGGGGGGCGAAGGGGCAGUGCGGGGAGGGGGUGUCAAACUGAAGGCGAAGAGGAGAUCGGGAAGGAAGGCGGGUGGUAAGGGUGAGGGAGAGGAUUGCAGAGAGGUGAACCAAGGGGAGGGAAGCGAGAGAGGAGAGAGUGAGGGUGGAGAGAGUGACGAGGAGGGAAGCAGAGAAGGGGAAGGGGAUGUGGAUGGGGAUGAUGAGGAGAAGGAUUUGAUUGGAGAGGAGGAGGGGGGUGCGUGGGAGGAGGACGUGGAUGGGGAGAGAGGGGGGGAUGAGGGAGUGGAGGAGGUUGGGGGUGGAGGAAGGGAGGAGGAGGUGGGUGGUGAAAGAGGAGAGGAUGAAGCGAAGGGUGAAAAGGGAGAGGAAGAAAAGGAGGAUGGUGGGGAGGGGAAGACGAAGGAGGGGGGUGAGGUUUGUUGUGGUUCGGAAGCAGAGGGUGGAGGGAUGGAGGAUGGAGGGAAGAGGGAGAUCGAGUGUGUGGAGAAAGAUUUAGGAGGAGAGGAGAGAGGUGAGGGAGGGGAGGCAUGUGAAGCAGGAGCUUAUGGGAAGGUGGAAGGCGGGAGUUUGAGAGAGGAGGCGGAAGGUGAUGCCAGUGCGAGCGUGCAUGACAUGGUAAAGCAGCAGCAAGGAGAGGGACGAGGGGAAGGAGAGGCGCCCAGGGGCCUGGCGCUGCUGCUGCCGUGUGUGACUGCACAAGCGCAGAGCAAGGCACCCUCAGAAGGAAUCUCAAGAGGGCUCACAGAAGGGCUGCUGGAAAAGCUGUCAGAUCAGCUGCCGGAGGGGCUUUCGGUAAAGGGGCUUUCUGUGACGGACCCUCAAGGCGUUGCAGAGAGGGUGGUUGCACAAGGGGAGACGGCAGGUGAUGGUGUGGCAGGGGAUGAUGUGGCAGGGGAUGGUGUGGCAGGGGAUGGUGUGGCAGGGGAUGUGAUGGAAAGGGGCGAUGGAGAUGCUGACGUGGCAGCCAUGGAGUGCGUGCUCCCGGGCCGGGCCAAUCAGCUCGCUCCGUUGCUCGGCACAGUGCUGCACUGUGACGCGGUUGGUCGCGCCGCGCUCCUCCGCGCCCAUGUGGACUGGGCCAUCGGCCAAUCAGCAGUCGACACGUGGCGCGGCAUGUGGCUGGUGGCGUGGGCGGCGGGGGUGGACGAGCCAAUAGAAGCGGAGACUGCAGCAUCACUGCGAGAGCUGCUGAGGAAGUGUGCUGGGCUGAGGGCUUCGAUACAGUCACGCGAGGACGAAGGGCUGGAAAUGCUGAAUGUGCUUAUAGAGAUUGCAGGGGCGUAUUUCAAGCAGGGGUCCAAGGAGGAGAUGGAGCAGGCUGUGUGGGAGGAGCAGGAAGGUAUUGACGGGGAGGGAAUGGCAAGAUGGGGAGGAGAGGAGGAAGGGUCUGGGGUGGUUGGUACUGGUGGGGAGGGUGUAGAAGCAGAGCAGGAGAGCAUGGAGAUGAUUGAUGGAGGGGAGCAGCGUGUGGCAGAUCCAGCAGGGGCUGUUGAGGUGGGCACAGAGGUUGAGGCUGUAGUGUAG
Molecule: messenger RNA, 4281 nt
Organism: Closterium sp. NIES-65
Lineage: Eukaryota; Viridiplantae; Streptophyta; Zygnematophyceae; Desmidiales; Closteriaceae
Source: the annotation of a GenBank genome assembly